Molecule: messenger RNA, 1593 nt
Organism: Musa acuminata AAA Group (dessert banana)
Lineage: Eukaryota; Viridiplantae; Streptophyta; Magnoliopsida; Zingiberales; Musaceae
Exons: 10
Coding region: 149-1378 (409 amino acids)
Molecular function (GO): nucleotidase activity
Source: RefSeq, a predicted model, not a curated record
AUCGCCUUUGGCUCCUCUUGACUCGGAUAUAUCCAACGAAAUCCCUCGGCCGCUGUCCCUUUCUUUGCAUUGAAAUCUCUCGUCUCUCUCGUCUCCUCCUCCCUUCUUCCUUUGCUUUCGAUUGCUUGAUUGCUCUCGGGCGACGACGAUGACGGAUCCGGAAUCCAAAAAGAACAACCAUUUGCCCCCAAACCUCGUCGCGAACCUCCAGAACGUCCUCGCCGGAAGAAGGGCCGGCGGGGGAAACGGAGACGGCGGUGAAGUCGAUUCCAAGCCGGCGGCCGAGGAGGACCUCCGUGUUCCGUCCUCGUCCUCCGCUCCCGCGGCUGACGCCGCUGCCGCCGUCGCCGCCGCCGGCGCAGAUGGAUCGAAGAAACCCGUGGUCCUUGUGACCAACGCCGACGGGAUCGGCUCCCCCGGCCUCACCCUUCUCGUGGAGGCCCUUGUUCGCGAGGGACAAAGCGAUGUCCAUGUCUGCGCCCCCGAUUCGGACAAAUCUGUGUCUGGUCAUUCAAUUACUCUUCAUCAAACGGUUGCAGCAACAUCUGCGGAUAUUAAAGGUGCCACAGCUUUUGAGAUUUCGGGGUCUCCUGCUGACUGCGUCUCUUUAGCUUUAUCUGGUGCAUUAUUCUCAUGGUCCAAGCCCACACUGGUCAUCAGUGGAAUUAACAAGGGUUCAAAUUGUGGUCAUCACGCCUUCUACUCUGGUGCUGUUGCUGGUGCUAGAGAGGCUUUAGUUUGUGGAGUUCCUUCACUUGUAAUUUCAUUGAACUGGAAGAAGGACAAGAGUCAAGAAAGCGAUUUCAAGGAUGCGGUUGAUGUUUGUUUACCGCUGAUAAAUGCUGCAAUUGGGGACAUCGAAAAGGGGACUUUUCCAAAAAACUGUCUGCUGAACAUAGAAAUCCCCACAGCUCCCUCUGCCAACCAGGGCUUUAAGCUGACCAGACAGAGCCUUUGGAGAUACACAUCAAGCUGGCAAGCUGUCUCAGCAAAUAGACAUCCUGCCGCAGGGCAGUUCAUGUCUAUGCACCAAAGCCUUGGUAUCCAGCUUGCACAGCUUGGCCGAGAUGCCUCUGCAGCAGGAGCGGCCCGCCGCACUGGUGCUCAAAGGAAAAUUGUAGAAAUAGAAUCAGUUGCAGCUUCUGGAAAAUCUGAGCAGAGAGAAGUGCUGAAGAAGUAUUUCCGACUAGAGUUUCUUGAGAAGGAGCAGGAAGCUAUGGAUGAUGAUUUUGAUUUCAGAGCCCUGGAGGAGGGAUUUGUAACUGUUACUCCUUUAUAUUUGGAGUUGCAAGUGGAGCCCGAGAUCCAAGCACUUGCUUCUGAUUGGCUUGCAGCAGUUUUAAAAGGAGUCGAAGAGGCUCCUGUGGCUGAUGUGUAGUUUCUAACUUGCAUACUGUAUGUGGUUUACCUUGAUUUCCUCCCCAAAUGGAAGGUUGUGUUAGUUCCAGUUUGUGCUGGUUUGUCAUCAUUUGAUUCUGUUUGUUAAUUGUUUGUUGUCUUUGGUAGAACAUUCCUGACCCAUUACAUCAUUAACAUUGGUGGCAGCAUGCGGUUAAAAGUGUUUGGUUGAGAUAAUGAAUGAUUCAUUGCUAA